This is a messenger RNA of Austrofundulus limnaeus, 746 nucleotides long. RefSeq names its product methylmalonyl CoA epimerase (gene mcee). Gene Ontology annotation, molecular function: methylmalonyl-CoA epimerase activity. The transcript has 3 exons. NCBI's taxonomy places the organism in Eukaryota, Metazoa, Chordata, Actinopteri, Cyprinodontiformes, Rivulidae. The coding region runs from base 60 to 581 and encodes 173 amino acids. Gene Ontology annotation, biological process: L-methylmalonyl-CoA metabolic process. The record is from RefSeq and is a predicted model, not a curated record. Gene Ontology annotation, cellular component: mitochondrion.
GGUAAACAGGCUCGGGCAGUAAAUCGUCCGCUGCCCCAGAUUAGUUCCGUGGUUAAAACAUGGCGUCCGCUGCGCUGAAGGUUGCAGUGGCAGGAAUUUCCAGAUGUUCUGGCGUCUCACUCCUGAGGGCACAUUCAACGACGGCGUCCCCCAGUCGGGGCGUUCCCGCCUCCCUGUGGAAGCUGGGUAAACUCAACCACGUGGCCAUCGCUGUUCCCGACAUGGAGAAGGCCACGGCUCUGUACCGCGACGUGCUCGGCGCCAAGGUGAGCGACAGAGUGCCCCUGCCGGAGCACGGCGUCUACACCGUGUUCGUAGAGCUGGGCAACACCAAGCUGGAGCUGCUCCAUCCUCUGGGCGAGAAGAGCCCCAUCUCUGGUUUCCUGCAGAAGAACAAGUCCGGAGGGUUGCACCACAUUUGUAUCGAGGUGGAAGACAUCGACGCUGCCGUGGCCGACCUGAAAGCGAAGAACAUCAGGACUCUGUCAGAGGAACCACGGGUCGGCGCUCACGGGAAGCCGGUCGUGUUUCUUCACCCUAAGGACUGUGACGGUGUGCUGGUGGAGCUGGAGGAGGCCUGAACGGAGCCUGGAAGCUGUUUAUUAACGUCUUUAAACUCCAGAGACACUUGGAUAAAAACAGUCAUUAGCUCCUCAGUCCAGGGAACCUGUCAUGACUUUCCUGUUCUGGUCUGAAUUAAUUGCAGUCUGCUGUGUUUUGACUCCAUAAAGGGUGAUGCUAAUGAU